ACCUGUUCCUAUUUGCCUCCCGUAGCAGUUGUUGUCUUUAAAAUGGCGCCCUUAGACUUGGAUAAAUAUGUCGAGAUUGCAAGACAAUGUAAAUAUCUACCAGAAAACGAUUUAAAGAGAUUGUGUGACUAUGUAUGCGACCUACUACUAGAGGAAUCCAACGUACAGCCAGUGUCCACCCCUGUCACAGUAUGCGGAGACAUUCACGGACAGUUUUAUGACCUGUGUGAGCUCUUCAGAACAGGAGGGCAGGUUCCCGACACAAACUAUAUUUUUAUGGGUGACUUUGUGGACCGGGGAUACUACAGCUUAGAGACUUUCACGUAUCUGCUAGCCUUAAAAGCCAAGUGGCCCGACCGUAUCACACUGCUACGCGGAAACCACGAAAGCCGGCAGAUCACACAGGUCUACGGCUUCUACGAUGAGUGCCAAACCAAGUAUGGGAACGCAAACGCGUGGCGGUACUGUACAAAAGUGUUCGACAUGCUGACAGUGGCCGCUCUCAUAGACGAGCAGAUCCUGUGCGUCCACGGCGGGCUCUCUCCCGACAUCAAGACCCUGGACCAGAUCCGAACCAUCGAGCGCAACCAGGAAAUCCCCCACAAGGGGGCGUUCUGCGACCUGGUUUGGUCCGACCCGGAGGACGUGGACACCUGGGCCAUCAGCCCCAGGGGCGCUGGCUGGCUGUUUGGAGCCAAGGUCACCAAUGAGUUCGUUCACAUCAACAACCUGAAGCUGAUCUGCCGGGCGCACCAGCUGGUGCACGAGGGCUACAAGUUCAUGUUCGACGAGAAGCUGGUGACGGUGUGGUCGGCGCCCAACUACUGCUACCGCUGCGGCAACAUCGCCUCCAUCAUGGUGUUCAAGGACGUCAACACGAGGGAGCCCAAGCUGUUCCGCGCCGUGCCCGACUCCGAGAGGGUCAUCCCGCCCCGGACCACCACGCCCUACUUCCUCUAAGCACACGGCUCUGCCCCUCAACCCCUCCCCUGUCCUCUCUCCCCUCUCUCGCCUCACCUGUCUUUUUUUUUUCCUUCUGAGUAUCUUUUUUAAGGAAUUAUAUCAUGGUUUUUUAUGCAGACUUGCCACCUUUGUUCCUCGCUCGGAAAAAUGUGGUUUGUUGCAGAGACCCCCUUCCUUUUUAAAAAAAAAAAUAACUUUGAGGGGAGAUUUUUUUUAUUUCCACUUGUCAAUCAGCUUUUAUGAAUUAUCGUUUUGGUCCCUGGCAUUUAGGAAUGGUGAAACACACAGUCCUAUGAUUCCUUCGGUCUUCAUAUUUCAUAUCUGCUGCCCAGUUCUGCUGUCAUGUGUUGUUUCAAAGGACUCUGUGCCACCUGUGUUCUUAGACCAAAACUUGAUACACCCCUGCUUACCCCCACAAACGGGGGAUCUUUGAAGUCUUAUUAUGAAUUCUGUAUAUGGGGCAGGGGUCAGAGCAGACACCACAGUGAAUGGGACAGAUUUGGCUGUGAAGAAUUUGUACAUUCAAAUAAUUCUAUUGAUUUUGUUUUUUCUUUGUUUUUUGUUUUUUUCCUCAGAUUUGUUGUAUUUUAUUAUUGUAGAGACUGCAACCUACAUACCUAUUAAAAUAUUGAAAAUAAAAUCCUUUAUUAUUAACUUUG
This is a messenger RNA of Anguilla anguilla (European eel), 1622 nucleotides long. RefSeq names its product protein phosphatase 6, catalytic subunit (gene ppp6c). The coding region runs from base 43 to 960 and encodes 305 amino acids. Gene Ontology annotation, cellular component: cytoplasm. The record is from RefSeq and is a predicted model, not a curated record. Gene Ontology annotation, molecular function: protein serine/threonine phosphatase activity. The transcript has 7 exons. NCBI's taxonomy places the organism in Eukaryota, Metazoa, Chordata, Actinopteri, Anguilliformes, Anguillidae. Gene Ontology annotation, biological process: peptidyl-serine dephosphorylation; G1/S transition of mitotic cell cycle.